GUUUAAUUGCACUUUUUAGGGGGCCCCACUUCGUCCACGGAGUAGACCGACAGUUCAGGUCGGAAUUAUUACCAUUCAAGAAACUCGCAGGCCACGUUCUCUUCCUGGAAAAUAGAUCUAUCAUUUCCGAUCUGCUUCUGGUCCUACCAAAUAAGCUUACCACCGUACCGUUGGCCCGGCAUUUUGACACUUGAAGGACACAGAGCCCCGUCAUGGCCUCUCCCUUCCUAUUCCUAUACGGAGUAGGUUCACCUUUAGUCGAAGCUUCUUCCACAUGUGUUAUUUCUCGGUCUUCGCAAAGGCUAUAAUCAAAUAUCAAUCGAAAAAGCGACAAGACCGGUGGGUAUGAGAUCAUCUUCGCCUUCUGCCGCCAUUAUUUGGGAAGAACGGGAACUAUUUAUUCUUUAUCGGUCAUUAUUAGUAUUUUAUGUUUAUGUUUAUUUUUUAUUUUUUUUCAAACUUGAUCUAAUACGAGCAGUUCCCUUCAGUGUUGCCUGGAAGCCAAACAUCGGUAACCGAUCGCUCUCAGUUUGAACGAGUAGUCCCGACCGAGGUAGUCCGUAGCGUUCGAUCACCGCCUUACGAUCUAAGAUACGAUCUCAUCAAGGGACAUCUUAAGAACUGGCUUUUUCGGCAAACCAGGGAGGAAAUGAGCUCCGAGCCUACCCUUCUUACUAACCUUCGCCUAUCUUCUAAGUGGGGACUGGCCUCACCGUGUUAGAGUUACUGUACUGCCUUGGCCAUAUACCCUUUUUAAUUAUUCUGUUUGAGUUUAUUCUACCCAGAGAUGCUAUAUCCGCAGUCCCAACUAUGAACUGUGGACAAG
This is a messenger RNA of Aspergillus caelatus, 826 nucleotides long. RefSeq lists its product as uncharacterized. The transcript has a single exon. Bases 346 to 534 code for a protein of 62 amino acids. NCBI's taxonomy places the organism in Eukaryota, Fungi, Ascomycota, Eurotiomycetes, Eurotiales, Aspergillaceae. The record is from RefSeq and is a predicted model, not a curated record.